AUGAGGUCUGAUACAUAUACUGGUAGUAGAGGAAGAACUUCAUUUGUGUUAAUUGGGUGUGAAAGGAGCGGUCAGUACAAGUGUAGGAAGAAAGAAUUUGUUAGAAGAAACACAGGCACUGGGAAAUGUGGUUGUCCCUUCAAGCUUCAUGGGAAACUAGUGCAUGGAGGAGAAAGUUGGAUGGUGAUGUUGAUCUAUGGGAUUCACAACCAUGAAUUGGCGAAGACCUUAGUUGGACAUCCAUAUGUUGGGAGAUUGACAAAUGAUAAGAAGAAUAUCAUUGCUGAUAUGAUAAAGUCGAAUGUGAAAUUAAGAAACAUCCUGCUAACGUUAAAGGAGCACAACGCCAACAGUUGCAUCACAAUCAAACAAAUCUACAAUGCAAGAAGUGCAUAUCGUUCUUUGAUCAGAGGAGAAGACACUGAAAUGCAACACCUAAUGAGGCUUCUUGAACGUGAUCAAUACAUUCAUUAG
This is a messenger RNA of Glycine soja, 474 nucleotides long. RefSeq lists its product as uncharacterized. NCBI's taxonomy places the organism in Eukaryota, Viridiplantae, Streptophyta, Magnoliopsida, Fabales, Fabaceae. Gene Ontology annotation, biological process: L-valine catabolic process; thymine catabolic process. Gene Ontology annotation, molecular function: malonate-semialdehyde dehydrogenase (acetylating, [NAD(P)+]) activity; methylmalonate-semialdehyde dehydrogenase (acylating, NAD+) activity. The transcript has a single exon. The record is from RefSeq and is a predicted model, not a curated record. Gene Ontology annotation, cellular component: mitochondrion. Bases 1 to 474 code for a protein of 157 amino acids.